This is a messenger RNA of Pseudogymnoascus destructans, 1690 nucleotides long. RefSeq lists its product as uncharacterized. The record is from RefSeq and is a predicted model, not a curated record. Gene Ontology annotation, biological process: mitochondrion organization. NCBI's taxonomy places the organism in Eukaryota, Fungi, Ascomycota, Leotiomycetes, Thelebolales, Thelebolaceae. The transcript is spliced from 2 exons. Gene Ontology annotation, cellular component: SAM complex. The coding region runs from base 386 to 1690 and encodes 434 amino acids.
CGAGCGAGGCGGACAUGAGUUCAGCAUGUUAGGAUGCAUACCUGGCCUAGACGGCGUAAUAGAAGUUAUCACAUUCGGCUGUUUCGGCGGAUAAAUAUCGGAGCGGGGAAAUAAUCCCCCGACACGCGUAUCAACUUAUCCAGCAAGGGUGAUUUCUGGAAGCCGAAAAGCUCACCACGAGUACGCGAUUACGGAUUGACAGCAACGCGGGACGGAAUUGUAUUUUACGACGGAUAUAGGAAGAAGGGGAUUUACAAGGCGAUCUUGUUUCGGUUCACUGGAGCGUAUAUCCGACACCACCGUAGCGCGAACACGCGCGCCUCACCAACCACCAACCCGCCAAACACUCCCACACCACAACACACACCUACCGCACACCUCCCAAAUGCCCAUCCUCGAACUCCACGUCCCCCCCUCACCCCCCCUUCCCACCCUCCCGACCCUCGACCCCGAAUCCCUCGCCCUAACCGCCUACUUCUCCCUCGCCAUCCCGCGCGGCGAAUGGGUGCUCAUCCCCUCUCUCCCCGGCGCGAACCCGACGGGCGUGCUGCCUGCGCUGAGAUGGGGGGGGGUGUGGGUGGGGGGGUGGGGGAAUGUGGUUGAUUUUGUUGGGAAGAUGGGGGGGGAGGUGUGGGCGCUGGGGGGGAUGGAGAUGGGGAUGGGGAGGGGAAUGGGGGGAAUGGGGGGAAUGGGGGGAAUGGGGGGAAUGGGGGGAAGGGGGGGAGAGGGGAUGUUAUUGCGUGACUUCUCAAACUUCAUCCGCUCCAAAGGCCGCGCCCUCCUCGACCUCUCCCUCUUCGCUGACCCCUCCAACUACAACACCCUCACCCGCCCCUCCCUCGCCUCCACCCUCCCCUUCCCCCUCUCCUGGCUCGAACCCCGCCGUCUCCGCGAAGCAGCCCUAGCGCGCACCGCGCACCUAGGCAUCAAACUCGACGCCGACGAUAAGGAUGAUGCAUCCCCCUCGACCCAGGUCCAGGGCGAGGACGUCAUCCCUGUGAGUCUUCGCAAGGGUAAUACAGGUGCGACGGCAGCGAGUAUAGCUGCUGAGGGCGCGGCGACGAUUAGGCUAUCUGCGCUGGCGGAUGAGUUUCUGGAACCGCUUGUGGAGAUAAGGGGGGAGGGGAGCUGGUUUGUCGGCGGGCGCGCGACGGAGGUGGAUUGUCUCGCCCUGGGGUACUUGGCUGUUAUGCUUGUGGAUGGGCUGCCGAGGCCAUGGUUGGCGGAGAAGGUGAAGUCCGUGAAGGGGCUGAAGGAGUGGGUUGCUGAGGUGAGGGGGGUGGCGUUCGAGGAGCUGCCAUGGGGAGUGGGGGAGGGUGGAGUUGGGGUCCUCGGACGGGCUGUUGGGGGAUGGGUGAGAGGCGCGCUUGGGUUGGGAGGAGCAGCGAGGGAGGAGGAGAGGAAGGAAGAAGAAUUCCUAUCGGAGAGCGAGAAGGGUCUUGUGGCGUACAGGGCGCAGGUUAGGAGGAAUGAGAUGUGGGUUACGACUGGCAGCGUGGUGGUGGCUGUGAGCUUGUUCGUGGGGUUCUUGUUCCAGCAGGGCACCCUGGCGGCGGUUGUGCAGGGGGCGCAGAGGCGCGCGCGUGCGAGGGCCGAGGGAGAGGAGGAGGAGGGGAGGCUUGCGGUUGCCUCGCCGUGGCAGGCGGCCGAGCCGGGCGUGGCGGAGUUGGCGGCGAAGAUGAAUUUUUAG